CCCGGCAGCACGUGGGGGAGGUGCCGGUUGGAGGCCCUCGAGUCCCUCUGGGUGGUGGGAGGCGGAGCUGGCUGCCGCAACCGCGGAGGCAGAAGGACAAGGCGCUGGAAACUGCAGCGACCGAGGAACCUGGAGACCGGCUGAGGGCCAUGGAGGGUUCAGGGGAGCAGCCGAGCUCACAGCCCCCGCAUCCUGGGGACCACCGCGUUCGCGACGGCGACUUCGUGGUCCUGAAACGGGAAGAGGUGUUCAAAGCAGUACAGGUACAACGGAGAAAAAAAGUAACUUUUGAAAAACAGUGGUUCUACCUGGAUAAUGUCAUUGGUCAUAGUUAUGGAACCACCUUUGAAGUGACCGGUGGAGGAAGUCUUCAGCCCAAGAAGAAAAAGGAAGAAUCUACUUCAGAGACUAAAGAAGCUGGCACUGACAAUCGAAAUAUAAUUGAUGAUGGGAAAUCUCAGAAACUCACUCAGGAUGACAUCAGAGCUUUGAAAGACAAGGGCAUUAAAGGAGAGGAAAUAGUUCAGCAGUUAAUUGAAAAUAGUACAACAUUCCGAGACAAGACAGAAUUUGCUCAGGACAAGUAUAUAAAAAAGAAGAAAAAGAAAUACGAAGCUGUCGUUACUAUUUUGAAGCCAUCCACCCGUAUUCUUUCAAUUAUGUAUUAUGCAAGAGAACCUGGAAAAAUUAACCACAUGAGAUAUGAUACACUAGCCCAGAUGCUGACAUUGGGAAAUAUCCGAGCUGGCAAUAAGAUGAUCGUCAUGGAAACAUGUUCGGGCUUGGUGCUGGGUGCAAUGAUGGAGCGGAUGGGAGGUUUUGGCUCCAUUAUUCAGCUGUACCCCGGAGAUGGACCUGUUCGAGCGGCAACAGCAUGUUUUGGUUUUCCCAAGUCUUUCCUCAGUAGUCUCUAUGAAUUCCCCCUCAACAAAGUAGAUAGUCUCCUGAAUGGCACAUUUUCUGCUGAGAUGUUAUCUCCAGAGCUGAAAGACAGUGCUUCUGUCCAAGAGAGUAACGGGGUAGGUGAGGACAAACAGCCUCUGGAACAAGACCCUGAGGACGCCUCUGCAGAGGCACCAGAGAGCAGUCACCCAGAAGAGCAAGAGACGAUGGAUGUUGUUGCUCAAGACCCAGAAUACAAGGAGCCUAAGGAGAGAGGAAGCAAAAAAGAUUACAUUCAGGAAAAGCAGAGGAGACAAGAAGAGCAGAGGAAAAGACAUUUAGAAGCUGCUGCUCUGCUGAGUGAAAGAAAUGCAGAUGGUUUAAUCGUGGCAAGUCGUUUCCAUCCCACUCCUCUGCUGCUAGCUUUACUGGACUUCGUGGCCCCUUCACGGCCGUUCGUGGUCUACUGUCAGUAUAAAGAGCCUUUGUUGGAAUGCUACACAAAACUUCGAGAGAGAGGAGGAGUCAUCAACCUCAGGCUGUCUGAAACCUGGCUGCGAAAUUAUCAGGUUUUGCCAGAUCGAAGUCACCCCAAACUGCUGAUGAGCGGAGGUGGAGGCUACCUUCUGUCAGGGUUCACUGUGGUCCUGGACAACCUCAGAGCAGACGCCAGCCUCAGAUGCAGCACAAGCACUUUAGAGUCCCUCCAGACGGAGGAGCCGGCGGCCAAAAAGCAGAAAUGCACCGAGUCUGGGUCUUAACCUUUUAAGAAUUGCUUUGAUUUUUGGUCUCAGGCUUUCUGCAGUCUUACAAUUAAAACUUAAAUGCCA
Octodon degus (degu) is the source of this 1712-nucleotide messenger RNA. It is a transcript of the gene Trmt6, whose product is annotated as tRNA methyltransferase 6. The transcript has 11 exons. Lineage: Eukaryota; Metazoa; Chordata; Mammalia; Rodentia; Octodontidae. Gene Ontology annotation, biological process: tRNA methylation. The record is from RefSeq and is a predicted model, not a curated record. The coding region runs from base 150 to 1643 and encodes 497 amino acids. Gene Ontology annotation, cellular component: nucleus; tRNA (m1A) methyltransferase complex.